CCUAAAGGAAAAGUCGGUACAAAGGGGAAGAAACAGAUUUAUGAGGAGAACAAAGAGACGCUGAGCUUUUAUCUGCGAAUCAUUCUGGGGGCCACUGUUUUGUAUGGAGCCGUCAGUCUGGGAAUCUUCUACAGUUCGUCCUCCUUCUGGAGCUGGGCCUUUCUGGUUUUCAGUGGAGCUGUGUACACUGCAGCAUAUCGCUCCAUGCGAGGAAUGGCCCAAGCAUCCUUCUCAGAAGAUGGAACUUUGCUGGAUGGGGGAAUUGACCUGAACAUGGAGCAAGGAAUGGCUGAACACCUGAAGGAUGUGGUGCUUCUGACGGCCAUUGUGCAGGUUCUGAGCUGCUUCUCUCUCUAUGUCUGGUACUUUUGGCUGCUGGCUCCUGGACGGGCUCUGUAUCUGCUCUGGGUAAAUGUACUUGGCCCCUGGUUUACAGCAGACGACUCCUCCACUGCUCCACCAGAACAAAAUGAGAAACGCCAGAGACGCCAAGAAAGACGACAGAUGAAACGCUUCUGA
Molecule: messenger RNA, 519 nt
Organism: Staurois parvus
Lineage: Eukaryota; Metazoa; Chordata; Amphibia; Anura; Ranidae
Source: the annotation of a GenBank genome assembly